AUGUAUGUUAGCAAAGAAAAGACGCGACGAAGUACUGCAAUCGAAGUUACUUCAACUUCUGCUAAUGUUGUUACUGAGAGUAUUGCAAAUGAUGUAAAAAGUGUCACAAGUGCUGCCUGUGCAGUACCAUCAUGCAAUACAGACAAGGACACCUGUAUCUGCUGGACGAAAUUGCUAAGCGAUUCUCCUGCUGACAGCACCCGCUUCUGCUCAAACGAACAAAGACGAGUAAAUUGGAGCAAAAGGUAUCAUUGGUACCACGAACAACAACAAACCAUCAAAAAGCUGGAAGUGAUUUGGAAGUGA
Messenger RNA from Brugia pahangi, 306 nucleotides. The record is from the annotation of a GenBank genome assembly. Lineage: Eukaryota; Metazoa; Nematoda; Chromadorea; Rhabditida; Onchocercidae.